CAACAGCAGCAGCAACAGAGGCAGCAGUCCGCCGGCCACCCUAACGACGGGUCAGUCCGCGAGCCUGACGGGCCCGACGUCGGCCAGUAGCAGCAGCAGCCCCGGACGCCAUCCUUACAACUCCACUGUUUAUCUGCCCGAGAGCGACGAGCUUCAGUACAGUAUACUUGCGGCAUUCUCGGAUAUGGAAACUGUCUUUUUGGCCUGUAUAUCAACACUUGUGCCUCUGAUCGUCGCCUUGGGGAUCGCAUUUGGCAUCAGACAUGUUUGGCGAAAGUACAAGAACAGGCGCAACAACUCAGCAAGCGGUUUGCCGUGGUACAGGGGCGUCUGCUCCCGCGAGGAUACCAUGGAUUCGCUCCACCAUCGGCCCCACGCCGGCAGCCAGAUCAUCCAGCCGCCCACGCAGAUCCUCUCCGCUCAGGACCUGGUGAAUGGUUUAGAUGGGCCGCGGUACAUCUGCGAGACGGAGGUGAUGGAGCAAGUCGCGCUCGCAGCCGCCAACGUCGAUUACGUCUCCCCUGGGAGUCACACAAGCAAAAACGCCGACGGGAACAUUAUCACUCUGACGCUCAAAAAUAACCACCUCAUCGUCGAGACGGAGGAACGUGCUGUGACGAUGGAGGACACGAGAUGCAGAAAAUACCAGGACGACGGCUGUUCGGUAAUCGUCGAGGUCCCGGCUGGUUAUCAGAGCGACGAAACCGACGACGUCAAUAGAGGCUCGUCGGAUGACAUGGCCGCCCGAGUCACCGAUCAGCAAGCGCUCGUUCAUCGCGAAGAAAUCCCCGAAGAUCGCUCUGGCGCCUUCAGCAACACGAAGCUGUUUGGCAGUACGAACACGGGCCUCUCGCAGUCGGACCUCUCCAUUUGCAGUCAGGGCUCGGUCAAUCCUAGCUAUCGAUAUGGAAAUCAGCUGGAAUACGAGGCCGGCCACUUCGGCUAUCCGAUGUACGGAGCCGAAUGCGACUCGAUAAUGGAUUCUGCGCGAAAGUCGUCGUGGGCCGCAACAAAUACCAAGUGGGUCGAAUUCGACAAAUCGCCCGACACUGAGAACGCACUCCUUCAGGACCUCAAGGCUCAGGGAAGCCGCGGGAAAGACGACCCGGACUAUAUUCCCGUGUCGAACAGGCACAACAAUAACAACAAUAAUAACAAUAAGGGAUAUUCGCAGCAUUCGGAGUUGUCUGCGCAGUCGAAGGAUUCGCUGGAAGCUAAAGGAUCGAUCGCUACUAUUGUCCAUUCUAAUACAAAUCUACAUAUAAACGGCGCGAUGUCCAAUAAGUUCGAAAACAUAGAACAGGAAAUCCCCGAUAUCGAUUUGAUGAUCAAGGGGAACGAGGCGAGUUCGUCUUUCACGAAACCCGUGAUUACCGGUGCAAUCCUCAAGGACGAGGUGAACCUCCAGGAGGAUACGUUUCAGGAACAGCAACGAAAGCUCGGCAAUGGCACUCUAACACCCGAGCACAAACAAACCGAACAACAUAUGGACAAGAGUAUCCGAUCGGAGCCGAACAACAAGGAGCAGAAUAAUGUGGUUACGAGGCCGGAGGGCAGUGCCUUCGUCCCGAGUCACAAGCGUAGCUGCAGCAUACCCCCGCGACUCAUCGAGGAAAGCCUCGAGAUCGAGCGCAAGAAGCCUCUAGACAUAUACAGUCAAAUUAAGACAAGCACGAAGAGCAUAUUACCCGGUCUCAGCCCCAAGUUCGAGCUCCUGCAGAACGAGAUCAGCCCCGUCGACGACAAGGAGAGUUAAUCCGUCCUCAAAGGAAGCUUCGUGUUCCAUUUUUAGAAAUUUUCUUUUUACUUUGCUGCUUAAUCACACGUCCGACUGGCUCCC
Messenger RNA from Ceratosolen solmsi marchali, 1840 nucleotides. RefSeq lists its product as uncharacterized. Lineage: Eukaryota; Metazoa; Arthropoda; Insecta; Hymenoptera; Agaonidae. The transcript is spliced from 8 exons. The coding region runs from base 185 to 1756 and encodes 523 amino acids. The record is from RefSeq and is a predicted model, not a curated record.